This is a messenger RNA of Alexandromys fortis (reed vole), 4735 nucleotides long. RefSeq names its product proteinase-activated receptor 1-like. The coding region runs from base 459 to 1484 and encodes 341 amino acids. The record is from RefSeq and is a predicted model, not a curated record. The transcript is spliced from 2 exons. Gene Ontology annotation, molecular function: olfactory receptor activity; odorant binding; G protein-coupled receptor activity. Lineage: Eukaryota; Metazoa; Chordata; Mammalia; Rodentia; Cricetidae. Gene Ontology annotation, biological process: detection of chemical stimulus involved in sensory perception of smell; G protein-coupled receptor signaling pathway. Gene Ontology annotation, cellular component: membrane.
UAAAGGCAUGUGCCACAAUACCCAGUUUUUGUGUAGGACAGUGGCUUUCAACCUUCCUUACAUUUUGACCCUUUAAUACAGUUCUUCAUAUUAUGGUGACCUCCAACCAUAAUAUUUUUUUGCUGCUUUAUAACUACAAUUUUGCUACUGUUAUGAAUCAUAAUGUAAAUAUAUGUGUUUUCUGGUGGUCUUGGGUGACCUUUUAAGGGGCUAAGUAUGACCCACAUAUUGAGAACCAUUGCUCCACACCUUUCUUCUCACACCCCCUCUCUCUGCUUUGUCUCUCCCUUCGUUCUUCCUUCCAGAGUCUCAUAUAUUCCAGUUUUGCCUCAGACUUACUGUGUAGCCAAGCCAAGGAUGACCUUAGACUUUGGAUUGCUGUGUCCAGGGUGUGAUUACAGGCAUGUGUUACCAUAUCUGCUUUAGUUGGUGCUGGGAUCAAGCCCAGGACUUUGGGCAUGGAAGGAGCCAAGUCAGCCCCGAAGACCAUGAACUUAUCCAUUGAGCACUGCAACGUAUCUGACUGGUUGAGACUGGAGGCCACGGUGAAGGCCUCUGUGUAUGUGGUGGCUUUCUCCAUUGCCACAUCCAUUACCGUUGUCAUUAUCGCAAUAGUGUCCCAGGAUCUGCAGCUGAGGAAAGAGGUCCGACUGGUCCUCCUCUGUCAUCACCUGCUGUGCAUCUCUUCCUACUGUGGCCUGGGGGUUGUCUUCCAAGGAAUGCGGGCCUUGCUGGCCAACAGCCCCCUGCUGCUGUGCUGGCUGGUAUUUGGGGCACAGCUAUGUGUGGGAGAAGGGAUCCUCCUUACUCUGGCCUUGAUGGCGCUCAACACUUACCUGGCCAUUUGUUAUCCCCUGAACUCUCCAUCCUUUGUAGAGUCUGCUAAGUACAGGAUUCUGACUGGGACCUGGACCGCUGUUCUACUCAAGAAUGUUGGCUUAUUCCUCCUAGAGGCCACUAGCCCUCCUCCAGCCUCUGUUUUCCAGUCUGCCCCGCUCUGUCCUGUCAUCUUGAACGGUACGCCUGCCAGAGUCAUCGGCAUGCUUUUCCUUGCUCUUCCUUUAUGUGUCAUCCUUGUGUGUUACUGUCUGAUAUACCGAGAAGGGAAGCGGGCUGGCCAUUUUAAUAGAUCAAACAUCAGGGCCAGGAGAACUGUCCUCGUUCAUCUACUGCAGAUAAGCUUACAUGUCAUCCCCACGCUCAUAGUCAUAGGUUUGGGAAAGCGGUGUGGGGUGUUUUUCUUUACUCUAAAUCUGGUGCUUUUUGGUGUCUUUGCAUUUGCACAGUGUUUCAACCCUCUGGUAUAUGGGCUAUGCAGCAGAGACCUGCAGAGAAAACUGUACUCUUGGCUGCACUGUCAGAAGAACCAGCAGGGGACUGGCUUAAACAAAGAUUUAGCUCUUCCUAGUAACUCCAGACUUAAUAUGGGUGUGAGGGCUGAGGACUUGCCUUGCAUUCAGCCCCAAACUGUGGCUGUGCUUUGAUUUUGAAAGCAGUGAGACUUCUCGACUGCACCUUGGUGAGGUCAGCUAGUGCCUUUGACGCUAAACCCAGAUGAGCACUUUCUGAUGAGUCUGAGUAUGACAGCUGAAAGAGCCGAAUCUAGGAGUCACAUGAUAAUGGAGUCACUGAAAAGGCUGGGGUAAACAGAAGUCAGGGUCCCGCAGACUGGUGUCAUGUUAAGGUAGGCGAAGAGCCCAAGAGCCGUAUGCUCUGGGCACUCACAUCUUGACAACUUUGUUCUGUCAGUAGAAAAAGCAACAAGAUGGCUUCUACCCACAUAGUCUCCUGUAAAUGGUGGUACCUAAUUGGUUAUAGAGACCCUAAAAGCAAGGGAGUCUGGGAAAUGUAGUUUCUAGUUUUACUGAUUUGGCAGUAGGAGAAGUUACCUCCCAAGGAGUGAGAACUGAAUGAGCCAACUUAUGGGCCCCUCUCUUACUACAUUUAGUUUUAUUUACAUAUUAUAAUGAUAACAGAAACAAACAAAAGACACUAUUGGGCAUUAUGUUUCUCCCACUCUACAAGCCAUUUUAUACUCUGUCAGAUUCUCACAACAAUAUGUAACGUAGACAUAAUUACUCUUGAUUUACAAAUGAGAACAAUGGAGUUUGAGGAAAGAACUUCUAAGCCUCAGAGGUUCUAAAUCUUUCAAUUUACAUAACAUUUUCUGCAUUUGUUUGGUACAGGGUAAUCAUUUUUCUUAAAAAAUUAAAAAUAUUUAGUGUGUGUGUCGGCGGGGGGGGGGGUAGGAGGUCAAGGACAACUGUUAGAGCUUGAUUCUCUCUUCCGCUUUUACAUAGGUUCCUUUAUGUGGUCAUCAGGUUUUCGAGGCAAAUACUUUACCUGCUGAGCUACCUUGCCAACCCAACUUUUUCAUUUUUGAGAGCCCAAACCAAUUGCUUGAGAAAGCCAGGCCUUGACUCUCCACUUUGCUUUGGGUCUGGAGUUCUGCUACGGAGGAGAUUCUCUUUCUUAUCUGUCACUUAUCCAGCACAUUUCCUUCUUAUGCAUCACGCCUACGAUGUUUUACCGUCUUGAGGCCAUUCUUAUUUUCAUACUCCAGAGCUUCUGUGCCGUGUCUAUACUCUUCCUUAUUCCAUACUCCAGAGCCUCUUCCUUGGUUUAAGUGCUCCUCUUGCCUCCUCCAUCCGCUCCUCUCAAGUUUGAGAGAUAGAGUACUUGGACAUGCUAGGCAGAUGCUCUUCCACUGACCUAUAGUACUCCAGUCCUCAGUUGCUUGUCUCCUCUUUUCCUAGUUCAAAUGCUAAGAAACAAAGCUUCACCGUUUUUUUCAGGAGACUCUGGAUUUUAUUUCCCUUGCCUCUCAGUACCUAGCAAAGUGCCUGGUAGACUUCAGGCACUCAGAUGCUGAAAUAGAACCACUAACCAGGAAGAGAUGCCUUUCUAUAAACCCUUUUCUUUUUUCCUUUUUGGUUUUUGAGACAGAAUUUCUCUGUGUAGCCCCAGCUGUCCUGGAACUCACUUUGUAGACUAGAUUGGUCUCAAACUCAGAGAUCUGCCUGCCUCAGUCUGUAGACAGAAGUUUCUGUCUUGCCUGGUCUUGUAGCCAUUCAGUCCCAACAAAACACACAGAGGCUUAUAUUAAUUAUAAAUGGUUGGGCCUAUUAGCUCAGGCUUAUUUUUAACUAUCUCUUACAACUUAAAUUAACCCAUAAUUCUUAUUUAUGUUUAGCCACAUGGCUUGGUACCUUACUUAAGAGGCAUUCUUAUCUUGAUUCCUCUGCAUUUGGCUGGUGACUACAGACUAAACCUUUCCUCUUUGCAGAAUUCUCCUAGUCUGGUCAUCCCACCUAUACUUCCUGCCUGGCUACUGGCCAAUCAGCAUUUUAUUAAACCUAUACAAAUGACAAAUCUUUACAAGAUACAAGAACAUUAUCCUGCAGCAUCUGCCUCCUAAGUUUUGGGAUUAAAAGUUUAUACCGCAACCAGUUGAUGCCUUUCUAUAAACUCUUACAUCACAAAAGCCAGUCUUUUUGCACUGACAUAUUAAACAGUCUGAGAAUAAAGAAUUUUUUAGGACUAGAGAAAUGGCUCAACAGUUAAGAGUACAUAUUGCUCUUGCAGAGGAACUACGGGUUCAGUUCCCAGCACUCACAUUAAGCAACCCAUAAACUCCUGUAACUCUAGCUCCUGAGGACCUGACACUUUCUUCUAGACUCCAUGGGCACAUCACUCACUCUCAUAGGCACACAUAUAUAAACAUAAUUAAAAAUAAUAAAAAUAGGCUAGCCUUUAAACCAUAUACACACAAACAACAAAAACAGACCCAGAAGACUGGAUCGACAUACAUUUGUGCAUACAUAUAUACAUAUUGUAUGCAUGUGUAUUAGUCAGUAUUCUAUUGCUGUGAAGAGACACCAUGACCAUGGCAAGUCUUCUAAAGGAAAGCAUUUAAUUGGGGGUAGGCUUACACUUUAGAGGUUUAGUCCAUUAUCAGCACGGCAGAAAGCAUGGCAUCAGGCAGCAAGACAAGGUGUUGGAGAAGAAGCUGAGAAUUCUACAUCUGGAUCUUCAGGCAGCAGGAAGAGAAAAAGAUACUGGGCCUAGCUUGAGCUUCUGAAACCCCAAAGCCCACCCCAGUGACACGCUUCCUCUAACAAGGCUACACAUCCUGAUCCCUGUCAAGUAAUAUCAUUCCCUAACAGCCAAGAAUUCAAAUACAGGAGCCUAUGGGGGCCAUUCCUAUCUAAACCACUAACUAUAGCAUGCAACAACAAUAAUCAAAGAGAAGGCAUCCAUCAACUUGAAAUGGGGGAAACAUGAGUGGGGCUUAAGGGAGGGUAUCUGUGAGGGACUGGAGGAAGGAAAGGCAGGGGGAAGUGAUUCUAUUUAAAUUAAAAACAUUAAAAAUAAUAAUAUGGGCGGGGAGGGAGAAUGAUUGUAAGAGCCAGAGGAACAGGGAGUUUGCUAUGAGCUUGUGUCUCCCAGGAAUGUCAAAACUAUGUCCAUGAAGUCUCAUCUCACUGACAUGACUGCCUAAACAUGAACUGAACAAGGACAUCUGGCGUGCCAACAUUCACAGGCAAAGCCAGGAGGCCUCAGCCCCACACAAAGAACUACAAGCAACUAAGAAAUGCUAAGAGGAGGAGAACUAGUCUUCCCCAGGAAGAGUGCACCAAAUGGUUGUCAGCCUGAAAACAUACAUAUAUAAUUAACAUUAUAUGUAAACUUGAAAAGGAGCAAAGAGGGGUGUAUGGGGGAGGUUAGAGGGAGG